Chara braunii is the source of this 2148-nucleotide messenger RNA. The record is from the annotation of a GenBank genome assembly. Lineage: Eukaryota; Viridiplantae; Streptophyta; Charophyceae; Charales; Characeae.
CCACGUCCUUGCAUCCUUGUGUUCCGCUUCUCAAUUUCCUCGCGAUCUGUUGGACUUGACAGCUUUCUCUCACCUCCCUUGCCAUCGUUCUUCUAAUAACUGUGCGGGCAAGCAGAGAUAAGACGGGUUGAGUGUGCUGGCUGGUGUUGCUGCGGCAGUGCGGGUAAGGUACGGAGUGCCAACGACUGAUAGCAGCGAGGAAUACCGCGGCCGCUAUGGCGGGUGAACAUGUUCGUCGAGGUGGGCGACAAGGAAGCGCUACUGAAUGCUGUGCUAAGGUUGUCGCACAGUUGGCGAUCAUCGCGGUGUUAGUGCUAUUAACCUCAGUGCCUGCGGCUUGUGGCUACGGCGUGACGGAGUUCAUGAGAGACUACAACAACCCGAGUGUGUCACGCAUCCAGGUGAAGGGCGACGUUAUCCUCACGUCCGACCUGCCGCCCCUGGAUCGCAACCUGACGAUCGUGGGCGUGGGACGCAAACGUCCCGUGAUCGACGGUCAGAACAAGUACAGCGGAAUCGAUACCAGCGACGUGCUGGUGGUGAGGAACGUGGAGUUCAGGAACUUCGUCACCCGCAGGUGGCGUGGCGGCGCUGCAAUCCUGUCGUCUGGGGACAACAACAAGUUUGAGAGCUGUGUGUUUCGAAACAACAGGGCGAUGUUGAACAACAGCGAUAGCGACUCCGACUACGGGAACGGCGGCGCAAUCUACUUCUAUAGCAACACCUGGAGAAUUACAAAGUGUCAGUUCUUAGGCAACCGGGCAGAUUGGUACGGAGGCGCCGUGUACACGCUGGGUGAGAGCAGCGGCACGGUCUCUGGCAGCGUGUUCAAGGACAACUACUCCAAGGCUAGAGGCGGCGCCAUCACCUUCCGGGGCUCGUUCGCGCGGAUCGACAAAUGUACCUUCGAAGGCAACAAGGAGGAUGGGGAAGGCGGCGGAGCUCUGUCCUGCUCCAGAUCGGGUUGCCACAUCUCGAAUAACGCCUUCCGGAACAACGUGGCCAAGGGAGACGGCGGCGCAAUCCGUUUCUUUGCUGAUGACGAGGGAGGGUUCGGGGUUCUGUGCAAAGGAAACACCUUCUCUGGCAACCGGGCGACGAACAGCUCGAGCAGCAACCUGUUCGUCUCGGCGACAGAGGACGCUGGAUUGUCUUGGAGUUUCUGCGCCAAGGCACCGCCCCAGACGGUCAUCGAUGCACCCAAGAACGCAACCCAGAGCGGCAAUUGUCGCGGAUGCCCAAAGUGAGACACGAACCGCUAUUAUUCCGGCCCGCGCCAAACUCUGCGCAACUGAAACCUGGGGAUUCUUGGGACUCACUCACUCGCUCGUUUGUCGCUGCAGUACUGAGUGCCAGUGAGUGGGUGUGUGUUUAGCUCGUUAAUAAACAGUAGUCGUAAUAUUGAUUGGCAUGAUGCCGCUGGAUUUCCAAAUGGCAUUUGGGCUUCCCCGCUCUUUACUUUCGAGUGCGGGAGCGCCUAUCCGGUCUCCCGCUCGAGUGGAAGGUAUAAGUUUUGCAUUGAGCCGGUGAAUGACCUAUAUCACCUCGGAUCGGCGUAAUGUGGCGGGUUGAAUGCAUGUUUUUUUUUAGUAUGUCGAGUAGGUAGGAGAAGGACUCGAGAGAAUAUCCAGUUACCUGUCACGACGUGCGCUGGGAGAGAAGGAACUAGCAAACGUUGCUCUCUCUCUCUCUCUCUCUCUCUCUCUCUCUCUCUCUCUCUCUCUCUCUCUCUCUCUCUCUCUCUCUCUCUCUCUCUUUUCCCGUAUGUACGACUCGCCGACGCUCCGACAUGGCGAUAUUCUUCUGUGCCAAAUCUUUGCGCCGUCAAGUCGAAUGACGGUCUUCGUCCUGCCUUGCUUUGGAAAUCGAAUCCUAGCUCAGCGAUUCCCAUGUAUAUACUCAUUCUUGUGGCUUCGUGGCAUUGGUGGAACGACGAUCAUAUGAUGAUCUUCCGGUCUGUAUUCAACGCUUUCGUUUUCGGCUCGCUUCCGUGUGAAACGCAUCGCAGCAAGUCGUUCUAGAGACUAGAACCGCCGCCCAAGUUUGUGCGCGUGAUUUUGAUGAACACCAGUGACAUCAUGCUGAGUUUCAUCGUAUAAAGCUGGAUGAAUUAUUCGAUUGAAAAUAAAAUAAAAUCUCAGAUUUGUC